ACAAAGGAGCCAGUUCAACGUUGGAUGGCGAACGGUGCAUCCGUGCGCGACGCCACUCGUUCAUCGCUCGAGAGAUCGACAACGACGACGACGACGACGACGACGACGACGACGACGAGAUUCGAGUCCGCGCGUCGCCGUCAAGUCGCUAACGUUACGCGACGCGAUCCGCGAGAAGAUACCUCAACUCUGGUCGCUGCAAAGUUCGCAGGCCGCAUGCAAAGGAGAUAACUCGGAGAGCGUGUGACUACUCCGGGAGAGCGCGGCACCGAUCACGGUAAACGCGAAGCGGUGGCUCGAGGUCCGAAGGGCAGCGCGCAAACAAAUGCUGUAAAAAUGCCGUCGUUGCUGGAAGCGUUGGAGCUCAAGUACGGCAGCUCAACGACGGACUGUUCAUUAACGGACGAUGAGGCAGAGUCCGGUUCGCCUAAGGCUGCCUUGUCGGUAAGCAUCUUCAUCCCUAAGAAGUCCCCACGUCACACGGUGCCGGCGUUACUGGUUCUCCAGGACUGCGACAUCGAGUCGGCGGGCAGCGACGCUGAGAAACUCCGUAGCAAGUGUAAAAAUGUCGAGGAACUUGAUCUGGCGCAGAACAAGCUGUCACAAUGGACGGAAGUAUUUGGUAUCUUGCAGCACAUGCCCAAGAUCAAGUUUGUAAACUUGAGCUUCAACUGUCUCGCAGAGGUGUUGGAAAUCAAACAUGGUAACUACGAUCUUUUGAGGAAUCUUGUGCUUAACGGCACCAGGGUUUCGUGGUCGACGGUGCAGGGACUGGUGCGGCUCUUGCGCAAUUUGGAGGAACUCCACUUGUCCUUGAAUGAAUAUAAAACGGUGGAUCUGGAUUAUCAAAAGCCAGAGAAUGUGAAUCCGGCGCUAAAGAAAUUACACUUUACCGGCAAUCCGGUAGAAAUUUGGAACGAGAUCUCGAAGUUGGGGUAUGUAUUUCCAAACUUGAAGAGUCUCGUUCUCGCCGAAUGUCCGAUCAAGUCGCUUGGGUUGGAGGAAAAUCGGAAUUUGUCAAACGAGGAUGGCCGUCGAAUGAAGGAAGAAAGUCAUGGACAGGACAACGAGAAUAUGAAUCAUUUCGAUGCGGACGAACAUACGACAUCGUCGACAGACGAGAAGGGAAAUAGGAUAUUCGACAGUAAGGUCAAUUACGAUAGAUCCGAGUCGAAGCCGGAAUCCAAUGGAAUGACCAUAGAGUCGCCCCACGAUCCCUUCAGGAUGUUAAGGUUUUUGAAUGUAAAUGGUACCCUACUGUCGACCUGGGACGAAGUCGAAAGACUCGCCAGGUUUCCCGCGCUCAAGUCGCUCCGAAUCCAAGGUUGUCCGCUUUUCGAGAGUCCACGGGAGUACACGGAACACGAGAGGCGGCAGUUACUAAUAGCACGACUGCCAAACGUCGAGACUUUGAACGGCGGCGGUGUAAUAUCGUCUCAAGAGCGCGAGGACGCGGAGAGAGCCUUCAUACGUUAUUACAUGGACAAGCCGGAAGCCGACCGGCCCGAAAGAUAUUCCGAGCUCGUGGCUAUUCACGGAAAGUUGGAUCCUUUGGUGAACGUAGAUUUGACACCGGAGAAAAGGGUCAAGGUUACCUUCACUUACGGUGAUCUCGUCGAGAUACGAUCGGUGGAUGUAUAUAGAACAGUUUUCGAAUUAAAAACCAAGUUGGAAAGUAUGGUGAAAAUUCCUGCCAAUAGAAUGAGACUUUUCUACAUUGAUCAGGAAAUGAAGACGCAAUACGGACCGGAGGAAAUGCUAUAUCCAAACAAGCAGCUCUAUCGAUACAAUAUUAGGAACGGCGACGAGAUCAUCAUCGACAGUAAACUGAAUCGAUUCGCGUCGACAUCUUCGGCCACAUCUUCUAUUCGUUCCUGAGAAGAAGAGCACCGAGUGAAUCGUGCGGUAUUGAAGAAAUCCGAUAAUUUCUCGGGUUGAUCUCCCCGUAUAGCUUUACGAUGCGACACUCGUCGGUGAAUCGGUAACAACUUUGUUACAUAUCGAUAGAGACGCACCGCGCGCACCGCGCGUUUUCACAAAAUCGCGUUUGCUGAUACCGCGGAUCUGAGCACGAAAACAACAAUUAUUACAAUCGAGGAAAGGCAAUUCGGGAGUGUUUCCCUACGCAAAAGUACAGAGAGAAUUAUGUAUAGGAAUUAUGUAUUAUGUAGGAGAAUUAGAAAUUUGCGAAUGUUCAAUGUUACUUUAAGCCGCAAAUAUUUCAGAAAUAAUAACGGAUCGAUGAUUACAAUAAAUUGGAGAAGACUCGAUAGAUUCUUCUCCAGCAAAAAAAGCAAAAUUGCUUAAGAUCAACCAAAUGUUUCUUCGUAUGUUUCAACAUUUUCGGAAAAACAUUGUGGAUUAUCAAUGUCAAUGUACUUUGGUCGCAGCAAGAAGUCGGGAUUAUAGAUAAUUAUUUUCUCGCGUAAUAAACUUAUCCAAAUCUCGACGUAUUUUAAACUUAAAUCGCUACUAACGGGCCUGAUACGAGUAGAUAAGAUAAUUACGAAGAUUAUUAUUGCGUCCAGUGUACGCGCGUACACAUGCACUUAGAUGGAUAGUUAGUCAUUUCUUUCUCUUUUCUUUAACGUAGCAAUUCUCGUCUGCUUAAGAGAUGAGAGAGCAGAAUUGUACAUAGCGAAUUUCAAUUUCCAGCCAAAUUCGAUAUAACUGCGACGUGAGGGGGAUCUCAUUUCCUCGGUGAGAAGGAGAAUAAUAGGAAUUCAUAGAGGAAGAUAAUUCGACUUAUCUUAGGACGAUGCCAACGACGAAUGUAACGAGACGCGCCAUUAAGGCUGUCAUCAAGAGAGACGGAGAGAACGAAAUAUUUUUGUAGAGAUCGCGGAUGGUUAUUCUUAAAGAAAGUAUAAGAUCUACUUAUUCACGAGUGCGUUUUGCUCCUCGAUUGAAUAUCGGGCAAUGAUAAAAAUAUAUAGCGCCGCAUUUUAUUUGCAGUCGCAUUUUUGUCGCGCACGCAUUUCGGUCGCACCCGAAAAAAUGCGUGUGUGCCUCUUUCACGAAGAUCAUUUGCCUAAAAAGCAAAGGAAAACCUCGCGCGAAAUUCUCAAGUGUUUAAAGAGAUAGAGAUAGAUAGUACGUGCAUCGCUGAUUCGCAAAGCGUCCACUUGUUUGUCGUUGUCGUCUCGACAAAUGAGACAAAUCUGUCUUUCGAAGGUGAUAUAUUAUUUAAACGUAAAUUCUUUCUUUUCUUCAUUUGCAAACUCGGCGCGAGAUUAAAACGCACAAGUCUCAUCGGUUCGCAAAUGGUGGCAAUGCGAAUCGUAACGAAUGUGUCCCGCGAAAUGCGAGGAAAAAUUUGUGUGAAAUCGUGCGAAUCCUGCGAAAGUGAUGUCGCGCUGUUAUCGUUUAUUCUCGAUGUGUACUUAAUUACAAGUAUAACGUCACGUGGUGUGCGUGACUUCGUCUCGAAGUGAAAUCGCGACACAUAAGUAGCAGUAUAGAUAAGAUUGAUAUAAAUUUCAGAUGUGAUAACAACGGCGACAUUGAUCCGCCGAUUUACAGUACAUGCGUAUAUGUAUCAUUUUAAUUUUCGAAAGUAUAUAUAUCUUUUUUCUCUUUCUAAAUGCUACAAGUAUCCCCUAUAUGUCUCGUUGUAUUUAUAGCUUACCCCAAUUUAGAGCACGAAUGAGUUCGCGAAAGAAGCUAAAUAGAAUGUUGCAUUGAAUGUUGCUUUGUCUUCGAACUCGCCGGCAUCACCGUGUCGUGACAUUUUCGAUCGAACGUCAAAGAGAAAGAAAAUAACGGACGGUGCGUAUAUCAAGUUUCAAUUUCUUUGCUCACAAGCGAUGAAGCUUGAGGAGUCACUUAGUGCCUGCCUUUUACGUAUUAACGUAAUUCAGAUACUUCUAACGCUCACUGCCCUGUGAAUACGAUAAGAUGUAAUAACGAAAUGACGAGGAUCUCGAUACUGUAACGAGAAACAUAGACCGAAUUCUUACAGUCAUAAAAAAAUCCUAGUUUGUCAGAAUUUGCAAUAAUCAAAGUUUUAUCAUAAUAGUAUUAAUAAUUUUUCAAAUGUAAUAACUAUUAAGAAAUGAGACUCGCCGAGUAUUUGGUAAUAAAGAGUAAUAUAUGAAUCGCGAACUUCCGAUUCGCGGUUUUAUUCGGCGACGUUGAGGAUCAUCAGUUGAGUACGAUUCUUGCGAAUAGUCGCGAAAGACGUGGCUGAAAAAAUUUGGUCGAAUGUUUCUCGCGGAGAUUGGAGAAGCACCGCGAGAUAGUCAGGGAAACGCAUCAACUAUAGAGUUUCAAUGCCACUUCGCGCCUUGUCUUCGCAGCGUAAAGAACAUGAAUGCUGUAGUCGAUGUAAACAACGGAAAAUGAAAAUGAAUCAGGAAGGAGAACAAGGACGGGACUGGUAGGUGGGAUCUUACGACGCACGUGUGUCUAGUCUCGGAAAAGGAACUCUGCAUUACUUUCAUUUUAUAAAAUACAAUCCGUUUUUGUGCUGGCGCAAAUGUACGUGUACUAAUGAAAUAAAUCGUUUAUAUGGAAAACCA
Pogonomyrmex barbatus (red harvester ant) is the source of this 4520-nucleotide messenger RNA. RefSeq names its product tubulin folding cofactor E like protein mlt (gene mlt). Gene Ontology annotation, cellular component: cytoplasm. The record is from RefSeq and is a predicted model, not a curated record. NCBI's taxonomy places the organism in Eukaryota, Metazoa, Arthropoda, Insecta, Hymenoptera, Formicidae.